CUGUAUUUGUUAAUGAUGGCUGAGGCUUUUUUGGGUUAUAUUCUGCCGUGGCAUCAGAUGUCUUAUUGGGCUGCUACUGUGCUUACUUCUAUUUUGAAUAGUAUUCCGCUGGUGGGUGGUUAUUUAUAUAAGUUUGUGGUUGGUGGUUUUUCUGUGACUAACGUUACUUUAGUUCGUGUUUUUUCUGCUCAUGUGUGUUUGGCUUUCGUAAUAUUAGGAUUGAGUGUUGUACAUUUAUUUUAUUUGCAUAAGAGUGGCUCUAAAAACCCUCUUUUUGUUUCUGGAGGAUAUGGGGAUGUGGUUCUUUUUCACUCCUUUUUUACUAAUAAGGAUGGUUUUGUUCUUAUGGUUUUGUUGUUUUUGGUUUGUGGGUUUUUGUUGUGUUGUCCUGAUUUGGUUUUGGAUGUUGAGAGAUAUAUACAGGCGGAUCCUCUUGUUACUCCAGUGUCUAUAAAGCCGGACUAUAGUUUAGGUCGUCAGCUUAUUUUUUGGUUUGGUGUUUCUAAUUUUAUUCUUUUAAGUUAUCUGGGUGCUUGUCAUCCGGAGGUUCCUUUUAUUAGAAUUAUAUUAUUCUUGUAUGUUGGGUCCUUAAUUGUGUUAUUUGGAUUUUUUAUGUCUUUAACACGGUUGUUGAAAUGUUUGAUUGUGGUUGAAAAAUUUAAAGUAUUAUUGCUUCUUUUUUGUCUUUUAAGUCAGUGA
Messenger RNA from Echinostoma caproni, 699 nucleotides. The record is from the annotation of a GenBank genome assembly. NCBI's taxonomy places the organism in Eukaryota, Metazoa, Platyhelminthes, Trematoda, Plagiorchiida, Echinostomatidae.